GACAAAGGCGUCCGGCUCUUAAAUUUUGAAAACGAGCACAAGAUCGGGAAAACUCGGCAGGAUGGCCGCCAUUUAUCGUCUCUCCCACAGCUUCUCGCAGAGUUCCGUUAAAACCUCUCUCUCCUUCCCCCCGAUCCAAGACAGAAGUCUCUCGGUUUCCGUCUUCGAAGCUCGCCGGCCGACGCAUGGAAGCCACCGUAUAUGCAAAUCCACAUUUGCAGUCUCCCCAAUUCCCAGGUGAAGAAUUUCGAACCCCCAAUUCGUGAAUUUCCAUGUAAAUAACUUCUUUUCCUUUCCCCCGCCGGUGCAGCCUAUGGGUUUCAGAACCAGAAAAUGGCGGUUUCUGUUAUUGUCUGGAAUGAUCAAUUUCGCAGACUCCUCUUUUGAGCUUGGAAUUGGGUUUUGCUUUUAUGCCAAGUCUUAGGGGUUGAGUUUACUGUCUUCUAGAUCACCAUUUCACUAACUGUAGUGGGAUUUGUCUUUCCUUUUCAGGGCCAGGACGAGAGGGGAGACAAUUUUUAAUCUCUUGUUCAUUAAUCGAGAAAAGUUCGAAGCUUUGAUCCAAUUAAAUAUAAAGGGGAUCGAGUGAUUUUCUGGUUUGUUGUUUGGUCCAUUUCAGAAGCAACCGAAUGGGAGAUUUUUCUUUCCCCGUUUGCGUAAGUUUUCUUCUGGAUUAGCAAAUGCAACAAUGACUUCGGGUUUGCCGAAAGUCUCUGUCACCAUGGCAGCUUCUGCUGCAUUCCCACAAUCCCUUGCUUACAUUACUGCAUCAGGGGCGGGCCUUGCUGUGUUUUUGUUCCUAGCUUCAUUGCUUUUGGUCUCGAAUCCGUUGUCUUGUACAGUUCAGGGAUACUUUUACAAGCUUGAUACACCAAAAGUGAUUCUUCCUCCAGUGAUGCCACAGGAUCAAACAGAUAGUUAUAGUAAUGUAGACUCUGGUGAUAACAAGAGCCAACCAUCUGGGUUUAAUUUUACCACGAGUUUGAGCGGUGUUAACGGUAGUAUAAGUGAGGGUGUGAGGUAUUCUUUGCCAUCUGGGUCGGAGUCAAACGUGGAAGUUCCAAAUAGUAAUAAAGAACCAAGAGAGAAUUCCAUGAACAAAGAUGGCCAUGUGCAAGUUCCAGCUGGUAAUAAGGAAAUGAAACAGAAGAAUGAUCGCCUCGCUGAUGUGAAGGAUUUAGGUAUCAAGAAUCCUGCUAGUGUAAAUGAAGAAGUCACCAAAGGUGCAAAGGCUGCAGAGGCUAGCUCUGUCCCAUCUGGUCCAGAUCCCAAAUUGAAGAGUAGGGGAGAAACAUCUGAUGCAGCUAGCCAAGAGGUUAAUACAACGACUGGUUCAGAUGAUUCAGGAUGUGAUCUGUUCAAGGGAACUUGGUUCUAUGAUCCACGUGGGCCCUUGUACACGAACAGUAGCUGCCCAGUCAUAUCACUGAUGCAGAACUGCCAAGGAAAUGGAAGACCUGAUAGGGAGUACGAGAGUUACCGUUGGAAACCAUCACAAUGUGAACUCCCUCGAUUCGAUGCCAAAAAGUUCCUUGAACUGAUGAGAGGAAAAACUCUAGCUUUCAUUGGCGAUUCAGUAGCUCGAAACCAAAUGGAAUCAUUGCUCUGUCUUCUCUGGCAGGUGGAAGUUCCAAAUAAAAGAGGGAACAAAAGAAUACACCGAUACUACUUCAGAUCGACGUCUACCACGAUUGUCCGAGUGUGGUCCUCCUGGCUCGUCCAUCAAACGCCAGAAGCCAUAGACUUUGCUCCGGAGGGCGUCACAAAGCUCCACCUCGACUCUCCAGAUGAGAACUUCAUGGAAUUCUUCCCAACCUUUGAUGUUGUCGUUCUCUCCUCGGGUCACUGGUUUGCCAAGCGAUCCGUAUAUGUGUUGAACAACGAAAUCGUGGGAGGACAGCUGUGGUGGCCGGACAAGUCUCGGGAAGCCAAAAUCAACAACAUCGAAGCUUUCGGGGUAUCUGUAGAGACCAUUGUGGCCUCAAUGGCCACGCACCCAAAUUUCACUGGGUUGACCAUCCUGCGGACAUAUUCACCCGACCACUACGAAGGUGGGGCCUGGAACAGCGGUGGCUCCUGCACUGGCACGAGACCUCUGGAGCCUGAACAGCUGGUGAAGAACGAUUACACCGACAUAAUGCACGAGAAACAGAUGACAGGGUUUCAUCGUGGCAUCCAGAAAAAGUCGAAUAAAUCAAAGUUUGUGAUGAUGGAUAUUACUGAAGUGUUCAGUUAUCGGUAUGAUGGGCAUCCGGGGCCAUUCCGGACUCUUAGCCCCGAUGGAAAACCUCGAACUCGAAUGCAGGAUUGCUUGCACUGGUGCAUGCCUGGUCCAAUCGAUACGUGGAAUGAACUCGUGCUUGAGAUUAUAAGGAGAGAAUACGAAGGCAAAAGGAGCUCCUCAUCUUGAGGAGGUGUUCCCACUUGAAAUGGGAAGAAACCAGUUAACCAGCGGGACUUGACUUAUAUUGUAGAAAAUGAGGUUUUGUAGCCUAGACUCCCUUCACCUCCGUUUUCUUGUGUUACCUCAUUUGUUGUUUUGUUUGUUCUCCAUAGAAAAAGGGGAAGUCUUAAUCAGAAUCCAGCUGAUGUACCAGAUAGAGCAUUGUUGUGGCUAGUGUUCCCCUCCUUACAGAGGCCUCUGCAUUUUGUAUACACGAAGAAUUCACAAUAAAUGAGAACAUGUUUGUUCUGCAGUCCCAAUAGAUUCACCAUUGUUGCUUUAUCUUUCAAGAAAGAAUUGUUUUGGGAUCUCUGUCUGCUAAUUUUUUGGUAAAUUUUGGCAGGAUGAAGAGCCGAUGAGAAAUCUCUUGCUCAAGCAGCCUAGCAUGUUAGGGGCUAUACUUUGCUUUUCCUUUACUCCUUAGACUUAAAUAAAAAAAACCUCAGAAUUUUAUAUUAUGUCAGGAAAGUACCAAAUAGGUCUUUCAGUUUCUGCCUGUCAUUCUUACCCAGGUAUCUGCUGUUCCAUUCUUUAUUUUGUUGAAUCUGCUGCUCCAUUUCCUGCUGCAGAUGACCUACUGUCUUUCUUUGUUUGCUGACCAUCUUUGACCAACUGAUCACUGAUCUUCAGCUGAUUUGUUUUACCAGAUUUUGGCUGUGCUGUGCACACAGGGGGGAUUAAAGCGCGCUGACAUUAUUGAAUGGCUUCCUGUACGUACCUAGCUGUUGAAUCGUGCAUAGAUGCUUUACUGAUCUUCUUUGAUGAUGAGCUUGUUAGAGUUUGGCUUAUGCCGCCGAAUCGAAUGGCUGGGAACACAAGGUUGGGCGAUCCGAUUGCAUCAACAUACUAGCUCGAUUGUUCUGAUAUUUGAUGGUGGUUUCCUGGAACAUAAGAGACUUCAUUGGCAGCAAAAGAUUGUGCUGUUGAGGAAGUGUUGGCAGUUGCUGUUCCUUUCAAAAAAAAAAAAAAAUUUUGGAUCAAAACUGUUCCUUUCAUUUUGUCAAUAACAAUAAAUGCUCAGUUAGACA
Messenger RNA from Linum trigynum, 3471 nucleotides. Lineage: Eukaryota; Viridiplantae; Streptophyta; Magnoliopsida; Malpighiales; Linaceae. The record is from the annotation of a GenBank genome assembly.